Molecule: messenger RNA, 1553 nt
Organism: Telopea speciosissima
Lineage: Eukaryota; Viridiplantae; Streptophyta; Magnoliopsida; Proteales; Proteaceae
Product: UDP-glycosyltransferase 71K1-like
Exons: 1
Coding region: 42-1490 (482 amino acids)
Molecular function (GO): UDP-glycosyltransferase activity
Source: RefSeq, a predicted model, not a curated record
CGAACGAGUGAAGGAGAAGCUAGCAAGAAAGAAGAAGAAGGAUGACGAAGAAAUCAUCAUUGGUGUUCGUUCCAGCGCCGGCCGUCGGUCACAUAGUUUCAGCCAUUGAACUUGCGAAGCUUCUGGUUGCUCGAGAUGAUCGUCUUUCCAUCACUGUUCUUGUCAUCAAGAUUCCUAAUUCCCCAAGCUUAAACUCUAUCAUUGAUUCGCUUGGCGCCGCUUCCCUCACCGGCAUCCGUUUCAUCCACUUGCCUCAACUGGAACUUCCCUCACCGGACAUGGCUCAGUCCGUAGAAGGCAUCGUAUCUAUCUUCAUAGACAACUACAAGCCAUUCGUCAAAGAUGCCAUCACCCAACUCUUCUUCACGUCCCAAUCACAAACUCGGUCACGACUCGCCGGGUUAGUCAUCGAUCUUUUCUGCACCUCCAUGAUCGACGUAGCUAACGAACUCGGCAUCCCUUCCUACCUCUUCUUUACAUCCACUGCAGGUCUUCUCAGUCUCAUGCUUCAUCUCCCGUUCCUCGAUACCCAAAUCCAUACCAAUUUCAAGGACUCGGAGACUGAGUUCGUCAUCCCUGGUUUCAUCAACUCAGUUCCACCACAUGCUUUGCCUUCGGCAAUAUGGAGCAAAGGCCAAGACGGGUACACGUGGUACCUCUACCAUGGCCGGCGGUUCAGUGAAACGAAGGGUAUUAUCGUUAAUACGUUCGCCGAACUUGAACCACAGCUAAUCAGUUUCUUCUCAUCCAACGGUCGAACCCCACCUGUAUAUCCGGUCGGACCAUUACUUGACCUUCAGGGUCAGAUGCACUCGCAGUUGGACCAGACCAACUUCGAGAGCAUCAUCAAGAGAUGGCUCGACGAUCAGCCACCGUCCUCGGUGGUGUUGCUGUGCUUCGGCAGCUUUGGGAGCUUCGGUGUGCCGCAGGUGAAGGAGAUCGCACUUGGGCUCGAGCGGAGUGGGCACCGAUUCCUGUGGUCUUUGCGUCAGCCGUCUCAAGGGUUUACUAAUCCCACCGACUACACGAAUCCCAAGGAAGUGUUACCAGAGGGGUUCUUGGAUCGGACGGCUGAGAGAGGAUUGGUGUGUGGGUGGAUCCCACAAGUGGCUGUUCUGGCACACCGUGCGAUCGGAGGAUUUGUGUCUCACUGCGGGUGGAACUCAACGUUGGAGAGCAUUUGGUUCGGUGUGCCGAUCGUAGCUUGGCCAUUGUAUGCGGAGCAGCAUUUGAAUGCGUUCGAGAUGGUGAGGGACUCGGAGUUGGGUGGAUUAAUGGUGGAGUUGAGGUUGGAUUAUAGGGGAGGAGGUGAUGAUUUGGUAACAGCGCAGGAGGUGGAGAGAGCGGUGAGGCUUUUGAUGGAUUCCAAUUGUGAGGUAAGGAUGAGGGUCAAGGAGAUGCAGAAGAUGAGUAGGACGGUUCUAAUGGAUGGUGGAUCUUCGUUUACUUCUUUGGGAUGCUUGAUUAAGGAUCUACUAGAUGAGAGUUGAGAAAAUAGGGGAUCAUACUAUCAUAGUGGGGUCUUGCCUUGUUGAAAUUUUCUUUUUUUAUUU